AUGGCAUCGAAUGCUUCCUCCGGAGCCUCCACUCCCAAUCCGCGCUUCACAUCACAAACAAAAACUGCAGAAGAUCUCCUCAGCACCCAAACUGUGGGUCUUGUCAACCUCUCCGACUUCCGAAAGCGACGCGCCGAAGCUAUCGAGCAAAAAGAGCGUGAUGCGCAAGAUGCUUUUGCUAGUGGAGGAGGUAGCGGCCGUGGGUCUGCGACGCCAGACGGUGCGUCUACACCCAGAGAGCCACCCUUGAAGAAGAAGAAACGGAAGAUUGGAACACCUAAACUAUCCUUUGGAAUAGAUGACGAGGAGGAUGGGGGCGAGAGCUCGACGCCGUUAUCCGGUUCUGCUUCUCCCAUGGGCGCAACACAAACCACAUCUGCCUCGAAAGACGACAGUGUUGUAGCAAGGAAGAAAAUAACAGCCAACUCGUCUUUACAAGUUACUCCUAAGCCCCUCACGAAGGCUGCGUUAUUGCGCGAUGCACAGACAAGGGAGAGCCUGAGGAAGGAAUUUUUGACGCUGCAGGAGGCGGUUAAGAAUACCGAGAUCAAUAUCCCGUUUGUAUUUUACGACGGUACGAACAUACCAGGUGGCGUGUGCAAAGUGAAGAAAGGGGAUUAUGUAUGGCUAUUUUUGGAUAAGAGUCGGAAGGUUGGGGCGGAGCUAGGAGUAGGAGAAAAAGCGAAUAGUAGGCGGGAAUGGGCGAGAGUUGGGGUGGAUGAUCUGAUGAUGGUAAGAGGCGGGAUUAUUAUCCCUCAUCAUUACGACUUCUACUAUUUCAUCAUAAACAACACCAAGGGGCCUGGUAACCGUCUCCUCUUCGAAUAUGGCUCCGAACCUCCUGCAACAGCCUCCAGUUCCAACUCCUCCGAGCCUGUCAAUCUGGAUAACUAUAACCCUCUAUCCCUCCCUUCGGCGAGGCCGAAGCCCAGGGAGUCUGAGGAGAACAACGACCUUGAAGGGACAAAUGAUGACCCAACAUAUACCAAAGUUGUCGACCGUCGCUGGUACGAACGGAAUAAACACAUCUUCCCAGCCAGCGUAUGGCAAGAGUUCGAUCCCGAGAAAGACUACCAGACGGAAGUCAAGAGGGAUGCCGGCGGCAAUGCCUUUUUCUUCUCAUAG
Molecule: messenger RNA, 1125 nt
Organism: Venustampulla echinocandica
Lineage: Eukaryota; Fungi; Ascomycota; Leotiomycetes; Helotiales; Pleuroascaceae
Exons: 3
Coding region: 1-1125 (374 amino acids)
Biological process (GO): chromatin organization
Cellular component (GO): nucleus
Source: RefSeq, a predicted model, not a curated record